GUUGUUAGUACUGUUUAUUCUUAACUACGGUGAUCAUAUUUGCAGACGCUCAAAAUCAUAAUUCAGGUGAUAUUUUGAGAUAUUUUGAGUCAGUGGUGAUGUGUUUUGGUUAUGGCAUUUAGCAGGCUUUAUUUUGUUCUGAUAGUGAUGGUAAGCUUUCAGCCUAAUGUUGAUACAAAACAUUAGCAGACAAUUUAUUUCAUUGUAAAUGUCAUCAGGACUACUUUGGUGUUUUCAUCAAAAUUCAUACCAACCUAUGCAAAUGAACUUCUAUAUAUUUCAGCAUUGGAUACCUCUCUAUUCUCAUUACUAGUUUGCAAAUAUUGUUUCCCGUUCUGUUUAUUAUUGUUGUUAAGAGUAUGGCUGGCAACAUUUUUUGCUCUCUCAUCAGUUCUGUCCGGCCGCAGACAACCACCCACUUUGCCCCGAGGGUACAUUUUGCUGGUGGUUUGAGGCUUGCAAGCAGGAUUGGGUUUCAAAAUAGCUCAGCAAAGGGUUGUUACAAGACAUCAAUCUCCUGCUCCAUUAGCAUGGCAGAGACUCUGCAAGUAGUUCAGAGCACCAUUGCUAAGCAGUUGUCAAUUGAGGAGAGCACUGUUACUCCUUUGACUAAGUUUGCUGAUCUUGGAGCUGAUUCACUUGACACUGUGGAGAUUAUGAUGGCACUUGAAGAACAAUUUGAAGUGUCAAUUGGAGAAGAUGGUGCACAGGUCAUUGUUACUGUUCAAGAUGCUGUGGACCUCAUUGAGAAGGUCAAGGCUGAAAAAGAGCACAUGAGAACAUCACCCAUUAAAAUGAGGGAAUUAAAAUAAUAAUAAUAAUAAUUAUUAUAAUAAUAAUUUUUAUGUGGGAAUUAUUCUGAAAUUUCUUAGAAUGGGAAUUUUGUUUUCAUUU
This is a messenger RNA of Dioscorea cayenensis subsp. rotundata (Guinea yam), 894 nucleotides long. RefSeq names its product acyl carrier protein-like. The transcript has 4 exons. NCBI's taxonomy places the organism in Eukaryota, Viridiplantae, Streptophyta, Magnoliopsida, Dioscoreales, Dioscoreaceae. Gene Ontology annotation, biological process: fatty acid biosynthetic process. The record is from RefSeq and is a predicted model, not a curated record. Bases 360 to 812 code for a protein of 150 amino acids. Gene Ontology annotation, molecular function: acyl carrier activity.